Messenger RNA from Myodes glareolus (Bank vole), 4048 nucleotides. RefSeq names its product RNA binding motif protein 6 (gene Rbm6). Lineage: Eukaryota; Metazoa; Chordata; Mammalia; Rodentia; Cricetidae. Gene Ontology annotation, cellular component: nucleus. The record is from RefSeq and is a predicted model, not a curated record. Gene Ontology annotation, molecular function: RNA binding. Gene Ontology annotation, biological process: mRNA splicing, via spliceosome.
CGUGGGCCCGCGCGGCCUAGAAGCCGUGACUUCGAAGACACGGGGCGACCGCGGCCUCGCUCGCAAAGACAGCCUAGCGGCGGUGUGCUGAGGGAGGCACUGCUCGCGGCCGGAACGCCCCGGAACGGUCGCGGGCCCGGGGCGGGGCUCGAGGCGGCGGUAGAAUUACCGGUCCCUUCGCGGAGCGGCCAGCUGUGGGGUGAGGGACCAGCGCGAGAUAGUGGCUUCGGCGCUUCGUUCCGUGAAGCUGCAGGCGGGCUUCUCUUUUUCUCUUUUCCCUUGUGUUUGUGAUCCAGUUCUGAGACAUCACUGGAUACGGAGUUCUUGCGCCCUGCAAGUAACCUUGGCCGCCCACCCAGACGCCCAGCCAGGAAGGUACUACUGUACUAGAGUUUGGUAGGAAAAAGAUCGACUUAUUGAAGCUUUCUUGAUAUAGAAAGAGAUGUGGGGGGAUUCUCGAUCUGCUAACAGAACAGGACCUUUUCGUGGGAGCCAAGAAGAAAGGUUUGCUCCCGGGUGGAACAGGGAUUAUCCUCCUCCUCCCCUUAAGAGUCAUGCUCAAGAGAGACACUCUGGCAACUUUCCUGGCAGAGAUUCACUUCCCUUUGAUUUCCAGGGGCAUUCAGGACCUCCCUUUGCAAAUGUAGAGGAGCAUUCUUUCAGCUAUGGAGCUAGAGAUGGACCACAUGGUGACUAUCAAGGAGGGGAGGGACCUGGACAUGAUUUCAGAGGAGGAGAUUUUUCAUCCUCGGAUUUCCAGAGCAGAGAUUCAGCGCAGUUGGACUUCAGGAAUAGGGAUAUACAUUCUGGGGAUUUUCGGGAUAGAGAAGGAACACCUAUGGACUACAGAGGUGGAGAUGGUACUCCUAUGGAUUAUAGGGGCAGGGAGACACCUCAUAUGAAUUACAGAGACAGAGAUUCUCACCCUGUUGACUUCAGAAGUAGAGAUGUUCCUCCAUCUGACUUUAGGGGGCGGGGUACAUAUGAUUUAGAUUUUAGAAGCCGAGAUGGGCCCCAUGCAGACUUUAGGGGAAGAGAUUUAUCAGAUUUGGAUUUUAGAUCCAGAGAUCAGUCUCGUUCUGAUUUUAGGAACAGAGAUGUAUCUGAUUUGGACUUCAGGGAUAAAGAUGGAACACAGGUAGACUUUAGAGGCAGAGGUUCAGCUACUACUGAUCUAGACUUUAGAAAUAGGGAUACACCACAUUCGGAUUUUAGAGGUAGACACCGUUCUAGGACUUACCAAGAUUUUAGGGGCAGAGAGGUAGGACCUUGUAUGGAAUUUAAAGAUAGGGAGAUGCCUCCUGUGGAUCCAAAAAUUUUGGAUUACAUUCAGCCUUCUACACAAGAGAGAGAACAUUCUGGUAUGAAUGUGAACAAGAGAGAAGAAUCCACACAUGACCAUACAGUAGAAAGGCCUGCUUUUGGUGUUCAGAAGGGAGAGUUUGAGCAUUCAGAAACAAGAGAAGGAAAAACACAAAGUGGAACCUUUGAACAUGAAUCUCCAUCAGACUUUCAGAACAGCCAAAGUCCGGUUCAAAACCAAGACAAGCCAAAGCUUUCUGGAAGUGAUCAGCAGAGUUCAGAUACUGGUCUGCUUAAAGAAGAAGGUGAUUUGGACUUUCUUGGCCGACAAGACACUGAUUACAGAAGCAUUGAAUACUGUGAUGUGGAUCACAGGUUGCCAGGAAGCCAGAUAUUUGGCUAUGGCCAGAACAAGUCUUUUCCACAGGGCAAAAUGUCCCGAGAUGCCCAACAGGAGCUUCAGGAUCAAGAUUAUAGGACUGGCUCAAGUGAGGAGAAACCUAACAGACUUAUUCGAUUAAGUGGGGUGCCAGAAAAUGCCACAAAGGAAGAGAUUCUUAAUGCCUUUAGGACUUGUGAUGGCAUACCUGUGAAGGAGUUGCAGUUGAAGGAGUAUAAUACAGGUUACGACUAUGGCUAUGUCUGCGUGGAGUUUUCACUCUUGGAAGAUGCCAUCGGAUGCAUGGAGGCCAACCAGCUGCUUCUCAGUGUCUGCAUGCAGAAGUCAAACAGGAAGAAUCUCUGCAACAGUAUUGUGACAGGGAAACUCAUCAGAGUAUGUGUAUUAGCUGUCUGGAGAAAUAACUUUAUCAAAUAUGAAGAUGGAACUCUAAUGAUACAUGAUAAAGAGGUCACUCUUGAGUAUGUACCAAGUCCAGAUUUUUGGUACUGCAAACGUUGUAAGACAAGCACGGAUGGGCAUCAGUCUUGUUCGUUCUGCAAAAGCCCUAAGGAAGAAGUAAAGCAAGAACUAGUAUCCUAUCCUCAACCUCAGAAAACAUCCAUACCAGUACCCUCAGAAAAACAACCUAACCAGCCACGGCCAACUGAUAAGGAACAUGAAUUCAGGAAGCGGGAAGAAGGACAAGAAUCAAGAUUGGGACAUCAAAAAAGAGACACGGAAAGAUAUUUCCCUCACUCUCGAAGGGACGGUCUUGCAUUCCGAAGAGACAGAGAAAAGGAAUCAUGGUCUGGAGAGACACGCCAAGAUGGAGAGAGCAAAACAAUCAUGCUAAAACGUAUCUAUCGUUCCACUCCGCCUGAGGUGAUAGUUGAAGUGCUGGAGCCCUACGUCCAUCUUACUACUGCCAAUGUCCGUAUCAUCAAGAACAGAACUGGCCCCAUGGGUCACACUUAUGGCUUUAUAGACCUCGACUCCCAUGCAGAAGCUCUUCGAGUAGUGAAGAUUUUGCAGAACCUUGAUCCACCGUUUAGCAUUGAUGGGAAGAUGGUAGCUGUAAACCUGGCUACUGGAAAACGAAGAAAUGAUUCUGGGGACCAUUCUGACCACAUGCAUUACUGUCAGGGUAAAAAAUAUUUCCGAGAUAGGAGAGGAGGAAAUAGAAAUUCAGAUUGGUCCUCAGAUACAAAUCGGCAAGGGCAACAGUCAUCCUCUGACUGCUACAUAUAUGACUCUGCUACUGGCUACUAUUAUGACCCCUUGGCAGGAACUUACUAUGACCCCAACACCCAGCAAGAAGUCUAUGUGCCCCAGGACCCUGAAUCACCAGAGGAAGAAGAGAUCAAGGAAAAAAAAUCUACCAGUCAAGGAAAGUCAAGUAGCAAGAAAGAACCGACUAAAAGAGAUAGCAAAGAGAAGAAAGACAGAGGAGUGACAAAGUUUCAAGAAAGUACCAGUGAGGGGAAGUCCCCCCCAGAAGAUGUUUUUAAGAAGCCCCUGCCUCCUACAGUGAAGAAAGAAGAGAGUCCCCCUCCACCUAAGGUGGUAAACCCAUUGAUUGGUCUCCUGGGUGAAUAUGGAGGAGACAGUGACUAUGAGGAAGAAGAGGAAGAGGAACAGGCCCCUCCUGUGCAGCUUCGCACAGCACAGCCUCAGCAGCGGGAGGAGCUGACCAAGAAAGAGAAUGAAGAAGACAAACUCACUGACUGGAAUAAACUGGCCUGUCUGCUCUGCAGAAGGCAGUUUCCCAAUAAAGAAGUUCUUAUCAAACACCAACAGCUGUCAGACCUGCACAAGCAAAACCUGGAAAUCCACCGGAAGAUAAAACAGUCUGAGCAAGAGCUAGCCUAUCUGGAGAGGAGAGAACGGGAGGGAAGGUUUAAAGAAAGAGGAAAUGAUCGAAGGGAAAAGCUCCAAUCUUUUGAUUCUCCAGAAAGGAAACGGAUUAAAUACUCCAGGGAAGCUGACAGUGAUCGUAACCCUGUUGAUAAAGAAGAUACUGACACUAAUAGCAAAGGAGGCUGUAACCAGCAGGCCACUGGCUGGAGGAAAGGGGCAGGCCUGGGAUAUAGCCAUCCUGGAUUGGGUUCGUCAGAGGAGACUGAAGGAAGGAUGAGGGGACCUGGUGGUGGCGCCCCAGGAAGAACCAGCAAGAGACAGUCCAAUGAAACUUACCGAGAUGCUGUUCGAAGAGUUAUGUUUGCUCGAUAUAAAGAACUCGAUUAAGAGUGGAGACACCCCACAAGGACACAACCUCCUUCUUGUUUUGUUUGUCCAUCUCUCCUUUUGUUUUGUUACUGUUCUUGCUGCUAGAACUUUUUUAAAUAAACUUUUUUUCAAUGUGAA